UGGCCCCCUCCUAGCCUACCGCUCCCCGAUCCAAUCUGUGCCGUCCGUUCUCCCGCCGCAACCUUCGUCUUGUCCUCAAGGCCGGCGGCGGCCACUGCCCGCCUUACACCAUGAAACCACCACGGCUCUUUCCCCUCCUCCGCCGCCACCUCUCAUCCGCCGCCGACGCCACCGCCGACGCCGCGGAGCUUUCCAGCGCGCUAUCCGUGGCGCCCUCCUCAGAUGCGAAACGCGAUCUUGCCAUCCUGCUCCGCCGCCUUGGCGGCCGCGGUCUCGCCUCCGCCCUCUCGUCCCUUCCGGCUCCGCUUCCCGCCUCCUCCGCCCUGCGCCUCCUUCAGCAUAUUCUCUCCGACACCCACGCGUCCGCCUCCCGCCACGCCGAGGACCUCCUGUCUCCUCGCGUCUCUACGCUCCUCCUACCAUCGCUCGUCGCCGAUGGCGCCUCGCUACCGUCCGCGCGCCGCCUCAUCUCACGCCUCCUCUUCUUCAACCCUCUUUCUGUCGCCGCAGCGGCUAUCGCGGACUCCGACUGCACUGCCACAGCGGACCUUCUCGUCCGCGCCUGCCUCAACUCGCCUGCCCCCGGAUCUCUGUCCUGUGCCGCCGAUGCCUUUCUCGAGCUUUCCACACGUGGUGCAUCACCGUCCAUCAAGACAUGCAAUAUCCUUGUCGAAGCCCUAGGUUGUGGUGGCCAACUGGACCUGGCCCGCAAGGUGUUCGGAGAAAUGCGGGAUGGCAACGCUGUUGCUCCUGAUGUGUACACAUACACGGUGAUGAUUAAGGCACUCUGCAGGGCUGGAGAGAUUGAUGCUGCUUUUGUGAUGCUUGCGGAGUUGGAACGGUCUGGUAUCCAGCCGACGGUUGUCACUUACAACGUGCUAAUGGAUGCAUUGUGCAGGAGUGGGAGGGUGGAAGAGGCCUUUCAGUUGAAGGGGAGAAUGGUUGAAGGCAGGCUGAGACCAAGCAUUGUCACAUUUGGCAUCCUGAUCAAUGGUCUUGCAAGGGGCCAACGGUUUGGUGAGGUUGAUGCAGUGCUGCAGGAGAUGGAGGGUUUUGGGAUCACCCCCAAUGAGGUUAUUUACAAUCAGCUGAUCGGUUGGCAUUGUAGGGAAGGACAUUGCUCAGAGGCGCUUAGGCUGUUUGAUGAAAUGGUCUCAAAGGGGAUAAAGCAGACAGUGGUGACUUACAACUUGAUUGCGAAGGCUCUGUGCAAGGAAGGAGAAAUGGAACAUGCUGAGCAGAUAUUGGAUGAGAUGUUGUUGGCUGGAAUGACGGUUCAUUGCAGCUUGUUUAAUAGUGUGGUUGCAUGGCAUCUUCGCGGAACUGGAAGACUGGAUGUGGUGCUAAGGCUUAUAAGAGAAAUGGUUGCGAGAUUUCUGAAACCAAAUGAUGCUGUGAUGACAGCUUGUAUCCAGGAGCUUUGCAAAAGAGGGAAACACGAAGAAGCAGCUGAAAUUUGGUUCCUAGUAUUGGGUAAAGGUUUGGGUGUCAAUAUUGCAACAUCCAAUGCGUUGAUUCAUGGGCUUUGCCAAGGUAACAACAUGAAAGAAGCUACUAAGGUUCUAAAGGCUAUGGUGGAUAGCGGGGUUGAAUUCGAUAGAAUCACAUAUAAUAUAAUGAUUCAAUUCUGCUGCAAAGCCAGUAAAAUGGAGGAAGCAAUACAACUUCGUGAUGACAUGAUCAAAAGAGGGUUUAAGCCAGACCUCUUCACGUUUAAUACUUUCCUACGCGCUUACUGUAAUUUGGGUAAGGUGGAAGACAUCCUUCACUUGCUGGAUCAGAUGAAAAGUGAGGGUCUUAAGCCAGAUAUUGUGACAUAUGGUACCAUAAUAGAUGGUUACUGCAAAGCGAAGGAUGUGCAUAAGGCGAAUAAAUAUUUGAUUGAAUUGAUUAAAAAUGGGUUAAGACCGAAUGCAGUCAUCUAUAAUGCUCUUAUUGGUGGUUAUGGUAGGAAUGGUAGCAUUUCUGAUGCAAUUGGUGUUCUUGACACUAUGAAGCAUAAUGGCAUACAACCAACACCAAUAACUUACAACAGCCUUAUGUAUUGGAUGUGUCAUGCUGGUCUUGUUGAAGAGGCCAAAGAAAUUUUCGCGCAAUGUAUACUAAAGAACAUUGAGCUUGGUGUAAUUGGCUACACAAUUAUAAUACAAGGUUUUUGCAAAAUAGGAAAAAUUGAUGAAGCUGUGAUGUACUUUAAGGAAAUGCAUUACAGGGAUAUACGUCCAAAUAAGAUGACCUACACCACUUUGAUGUAUGCCUAUUGCAAAUGUGGCAACAAAGAAGAAGCUUUCAAGCUUUUUGACGAGAUGGUGAGCUCAGGCAUUGUUCCUGAUACUGUUUCUUACAAUACACUAAUUUCAGGGUGUUGUGAGGUGGAUUCAUUGGAUAAGAUUGUAGAAAGUCCCGCUGAAAUGUCCUCAUGAGUUUUGGAACAAGGUGGUUGUUUGUCAACGUUUUUGAUAAUGGAUAACUACACCCUGGAGCCAGAGAAGCUGUGUCUAGUGUUGAAUUAUGUGUAACCAAGGAAGAUGUAAGAAAGGAGACUCAAACUUUGAGCUUGAUAUAUCACCCUAAUGUCAUCAGGUCUUAGCGCUCAUUUGUUGUGGGUCAAAACCUUUGGGUAGUAGUGCUGUUCAUGCUAGAAGGUUCAUGUUUGCACCAAAUGAAGGUUGGAUAUCUGAUGGUUUUGAGGAGCCAGUUAUUGCCUCUAUUCUAAAGGAAACACUCAAAGCUCUAGACUACCUCCAUAGGCAAGGACAUAUUUUCACCAUGAUGUGAAGGCAGGAUAUCUUUAUUGCCAUCCCGGUGUAGUCAAGCUUGGGGACUUUGGUGUCUCUGCUUGCAUGUUUGAUAGGAGGCAAGGGGCUAUGAAUACAUUUGUUGGAACACUGUGCUGGAAUUAGGAUGGCUCCAGAAGUUCUCCAGCUUCAAACUGGAUAUAAUUUCAAGUAUAUGGUGAUUCUACACGCACAUGCUUAGUUCUGCUUGACAAUUUGCAUUUCUCGAUAAACCUGAGAUCGAGCAAACACUAUGUUGGAAUUUAGUUUUACUUUUUUGUGCUUAAAUAUGAGUGCAGCAUAUCAUCAACAUCAAGUUGGAACUUUUACUCUGCCCAGAGAUUAGGUGAUCACCAGAUUCUGGUUGGUUCCAGUUUGAGAGCUGAUAUGGUCUUUGGAAUAACUGCACUGGAGGUGGCACAUGGACAUGCUCCCUUUUUGAAGUACCCUCCUAUGAAGCUAAAGGAUUCAGCUAGCUUUGAAGAGAAUGCCUUCUUCAGAAAUCAGAACAAGAAACACUUUUCAUGGGUGAGUGUUAAUAAGGGGUCAGUGCAUGAAACUUUGAUAUUGAGGAUCUAAAAAGCCAGCCAUCACUGAUUUGCAAUGAUGAUGCACCUGAAAUAGAAGAACAUGAUGACACUGCUAGAAUAACUGACUUCGAUAAAGUUUGUUUGAGUCCUUUGUCUUUAUUUUAAAAAUGCCUUCGAGUCCUUUGUCUUUAUUUUAAGAAAUGCAUUAGUCAUGUGUACUAGGAAUAAUGACAUAAAUAUGAUGUAAGCUUCACAGAGUGAUAGAAGAAAUCAUAUAUAAGAUCAUCAUCUGUCA
Messenger RNA from Zea mays, 3602 nucleotides. RefSeq names its product pentatricopeptide repeat-containing protein At4g19440, chloroplastic. Lineage: Eukaryota; Viridiplantae; Streptophyta; Magnoliopsida; Poales; Poaceae. The transcript has 8 exons. Bases 111 to 2423 code for a protein of 770 amino acids. The record is from RefSeq and is a predicted model, not a curated record. Gene Ontology annotation, molecular function: protein binding.